CUUCAUCCUACAUACAACUUUCGUCUUCCUUCAAACGACAACUGGGGAGCCUAUUCGCUUGGCCUUAGCACGCUGUCGCCUCAACUCAUUGAUGCGACACGUCCUGUGAGAGGCAUUUAUUUUCUUUAGUCCCAGGUUUUGUAACCGCAUUGUCUUUGUUCACCCGGAGUCUGCUCACGCAACGAGCUCACCACAAAUUUCCGAAAGGUCGACUUCCGCAGAAUUGCUACGAUGGGUAUUCCCGCGGCUUUCCGAUGGCUUUCUUCCAGAUAUCCCAAGAUUAUCUCGCCGGUAAUUGAGGAUCAGCCCCUUACCAUGGAAGAUGGCUCCACGAUUCCUGUUGACACGACUCGCCCAAACCCGAACGGUGAAGAGUUUGAUAACCUGUAUCUCGACAUGAAUGGCAUCGUUCAUCCUUGUUCUCAUCCUGAAGAUCGACCAGCUCCCAAAGACGAGGAGGAAAUGAUGAUGGAAGUCUUCAGAUAUACCGAUCGCGUGGUGAACAUGGUUCGGCCCCGAAAGAUACUCAUGAUUGCAGUUGAUGGUGUUGCGCCUCGAGCCAAGAUGAACCAGCAACGGUCAAGACGAUUUCGUUCCGCACAAGAAGCCCAGGAGAAGGAGAAGGACAAGCAAGAACUUAUCAAACUUCUAAAACAACAGAAUGGUGGUAAUUUGACUGCCGAAAGUGAAGAGACUGUCCUUAAAAAGGCUUUCGACUCAAACUCGAUCACCCCUGGAACGCCUUUCAUGGACAUUCUCGCCCUCAGCCUGAGAUAUUGGUGUCAGUACAAACUCAACACGGAUCCUGGUUGGGCGAAACUUAAAAUCAUCAUUUCUGAUGCUACUGUUCCCGGAGAGGGAGAGCACAAGAUCAUGAAUUUUGUUCGGUCCCAGCGGGCAUCACCAGACCAUGACCCCAACACUCGGCAUGUGAUCUAUGGUCUUGAUGCCGAUCUUAUCAUGCUGGGGCUUGCAACCCAUGAGCCUCAUUUCCGUGUCCUUCGUGAAGACGUCUUCUUUCAGGAACAGAAGGCUCGUUUGUGUAAGCUCUGUGGCCAGAAAGGACAUGAUGCCCAGAAUUGCCGUGGCGAGGAAAAGAAGAAAGACGGCGAACACGACGAGAAGGACAAAGGUGUCGCUCUCAAGCCUUUCAUCUGGCUUCAUGUCGCUGUGUUGCGAGAAUACCUCGAAGUUGAGCUCAGCGUCCCUAAUUUGCCCUUCCGCUUCGACGUGGAACGUGCGGUUGAUGAUUGGAUCUUUAUGUGCUGUUUCGUGGGUAACGAUUUCUUACCGCAUCUUCCAGCCCUGGAAAUCCGAGAGCAUGGAAUUGAUACUCUAACCAAAAUCUGGAAAGACAAUCUGCCUGUUAUGGGUGGCUACGUCACCAAAGACGGGCAUAUCGAUCUUGAAAGGGCGCAGGUGAUUCUGAGCGGCUUGGCCAAGCAAGAAGACGGUAUCUUCAAGCGGCGAAAAGAACAGGAAGACCGGCGUGAGGCCAACUUCAAGCGGAGAAAGCUGCAGAACGAGAACAAUGGCCGAGGCGGACGUCAAGGUGGACCUGCUCAUCCGAAGAAGAUCAACGGCCUCGAAAACCCUGCCAACGUGCUACUCCAACCCAUUACCUCCUUUUCUGGGCCGAACGAGCAGAGACUGACGCACGACAUGAUUGUGAACCGCAGUAGCGCGCCAGAUGCGAAUGUUGCCAACAAGAGCGCCGCGAGUGUCCUCAAAGCCCAGCUCCAGUCGCAGAAGUCACUAUCAACCGCGAAACCAGCGGAAGCGGAUCAAGAUUUUGCUUCCGCUCUAGGAAAACGAAAGGCAUCAACUCUCGAAGAAGGGGAUGGUUCGACUCCUGAUACAUCCAAUGCUCCAACUCCAGCAGCCCCGGCAGAGGAGGGCCCCGUCGAUGAUGUGCGCCUCUGGGAGGACGGCUAUGCCGAUCGAUACUACGAGAAGAAAUUCCACAAAGAUCCCCAAGACAUCGAGUUUCGUCACGAGGUCGCACGAGCGUAUGUGGAGGGUCUUGCUUGGGUCUUGCUGUACUACUUCCAGGGGUGCCCCUCUUGGGAGUGGUAUUACCCGUAUCAUUAUGCCCCAUUCGCAGCUGACUUCCAAGACAUCGACAAGAUGAAGAUUUCCUUCCAGAAGGGCAGAAUAUCUAAGCCAUUCGAGCAGUUGAUGAGUGUCUUGCCGGCUGCAUCACGCCAUGCCCUUCCGGAGGUUUUCCACGACCUCAUGCUCAACCCAGAAAGCAACAUCAUUGACUUCUAUCCGGAGGACUUUGAGAUUGAUCUCAAUGGCAAGAAGAUGGCCUGGCAAGGUGUUGCUUUGCUUCCUUUCAUUGAGAUGCCUCGCCUACUAGCCGCCGUUCAAGCAAAAUACCCAGAACUCAGUGCAGCAGAUUCAGCACGCAACGAAAUGGGCAGAGAUGUUUUGAUCUUCUCAGAAGCCCAUGAGAGCCUGUACGAUGAUGUUCUAACCAAGUUCUACUCCAAGAAACAAGGAGACUCCAAAUUCAAGCUGAACCCGAAAAAGAGUGACGGCUUGUCGGGCAAGGUCGAGAAGAAAGAGGGAUAUGUUCCCCAUGAAGAAUUGAAGUACCCUCUUGAGAGGAAUGGUAUGCCCAAUCUCGAAUAUGAUCGAUCAGUCAGCGUCUACUACGAUAUGCCUUCCGUUUCACAAACACACAAGUCGAUGCUGCUUCGUGGGGUUCAGCUUCCGAAGCCUGCUCUCACACAAAGCGACAUUCAAGAUAUCCGGAAUAAGGCCAACCGCGGAGGCAGGAAUGGCGGCUUCGGACGAGGAGGCCACAAUCGAGGUGGCUACAAUGGCCCUGGUAUGUCGCGCGGGCCUCAGCAUGACAGGCACCAAGGAGGAUAUGGUAGAUCCAAUGGCCAUUACCCUCCGCCGGCCGCUUCUCAUGUGCCUCCACCACCAGGAGCCCCUGGAUUCGGGAUCGGGGUACCACCACCGCCCCCACCAGCUCAUUAUUACAAUCACCAGCAGUACGACAACCGCCACGGUGGUGCUCCAGGCUAUAACAACCAAUACAGAGGCCCACCACAGCCACCUCACGGUGCUUCUGGUUAUCAGGGGUACGGAGGACAAUCCUAUGAUAGAGGACGAGGCUCAGGAGGCUAUGGUUCUCGAGUUGCUGAUCAAAGACGGCUAGCAUCGAGAUAUGUGCAUUUAUGUCUGAAAACGGCGAGCUCCCCUAUGCGUGCUACCCCUGUGGGGACUGUUCGCGGGGUUUGGCACGAACGCAGUGACCCUUGGCUCCCCCAUCGAGCUGGCACCAGUGGCCAGAGCCUACAGCAAGACGAUGUCCUCCACGUUACAAGAGCCACCUUGGUCGAGCUAGGAAACACAUCUAUAUCCACAGUCAUCGCGUCGCUUCUGGUUCUACUCGAGGACCUUGCUCGCCCUUACGCAGCCGUCGCCGACCACCCCAGCCAUAUCUUGGCCUCCGAGCUCUACAUUGUUGCCGUUAUUGCAGACUGCUGUUCUUCCCAUUGGGCCUCUAUCUCACAGGACGCAGAUGUAAAACCGGCUCCGGCUCCUCCUCCGCUAGACGAAGUACUUGUGAGCCGCCUGUUCGACGCGUUCAAGCACCUUCUUGAACCGAUCCCCGAGAACUGUAUACUCCCAGCCCAGACUCUACUUGACCAAGUCUCGACGCGAAAUGUCUCCGUCGCUCGCCCCGAAAGCUCUUCUGUCUCCUCCGACGCCGAUAGUUCCCCCCCAAGCGAUGAGAGGUUUGCAGAGACGUUGGUGGAGAUGGACAUCCACAUCAAGACAGUGACCGAGUAUGUCACUACUUCCAGUUGGACGGCUGCCUUCGACUACUUGAGGAAUGUCAUAUACACUAUUCGAACUAGUAUUGUUACGCAGCCUGGCGUCUCUACGCCUGGAUCUACUCAAGAUGCAGAGAGAGCAGCCCUCGUCGUUCUGCGAUUACUCUCUUUCUUCUGGGUUGAUGGCCCAAAGCUGGGUCAAGUUAUACAAGAGAUCUGCUCAAGCUUCCUACACUUUCGAAAGCCUUACCAAAACACUAUUGCUGUAGUCUCUCCAUUGCUGAUCAUGAGAUGGCUGGAUCGGUUCCCCCGCGAGUUCGUGCAGCUUCACCAGCUUCACAAGCGACUUGAUGGCGGAGCUGAUACACUGUUUGACAUGGCGCAGGCUGCGACAGAUAACGGACGUCGAAAAGGUCUAUUCUACCCUCUCCAAACCACUCUGCUUUUCCUUUUGCCGGAUGUUUUUGAGGUAGCGAGCAAUAUGCGCGAAGCAAAGAGCAGUAGCAUGGUGAAGAAAGUUACCUUUCUAGACGGACUGAGAAAAGCUUCGCGCAAUCGAAACGAGCAAGCAGCUUAUUGUCUGGUUUCUCUGCUCCGUGCUGCCAGACAUUUUGAUGUUGAAAGCGACUCGGCGCUUGUCAGUUAUGCCUUGGAUGUUCAGGAUGAAGUCCGCGAUGCUGUUUUUCGCCGUCUUACCGCAUCAGAAUACGGACUCUUUGAUCAGGACAUGAUGACCGCAGCCUUUGUGAGCUUGACCCAUCUCAAUCUUGAUACGAGUGUCAGCGGCUUUGUUGAAAGCUGUAUCGCUCCAAAUGCCCCAAGCAGUUUUAAGCUAGCUACUGUUCAGGGCUGUACGUAUUUCGCUCAGCAGCCAUAUGCUCUAAGGUACCACGAACUAUUUGAUGCGGCGAUACCCUUCAUGCGGACGCAAUUAGAGACCGAAAAUGCCAAGGCUGUCAGUACGAUGGGUCGACAAGGGAGUGAAAGGACAGAACUGGUUUGCAGCAUUCUCCAAUUCUUGGAUGCAUCCCCAGCUCGCUUGUUAGAUGAUCUGUCAAAAGAUGGUUCAAAUAAUAGCUUCUUCAAGUCCUUCCUUCUUUGCGUAUUGUCUGAGAAUCCGGCCGUGCGUAAACUUGCCACUGGCGUUGCAAGCCGACUCUUUCAAGGCCAUCUUGAGGCAUACCGCCAAUUCGAUACUGGGCACCGCUUCGGCACAAAAGAACUUCGUGAUGAUAUCUGGAGUCGAAGCUCCAAAGUUCUACUUGCUUUAUGCGAGUCUGUCACCUCGAAGAAAGAUGACCAGAGCUUGCGCGAUCUACAAGACUAUCUAGAAGCACGCUUACUACUUCUUAAGAACAUUCCGGAACUGGCCAAAGUACCAGAGGACGCACCGGAUGUCAUCAAUGCAUCUUCCAAGCUCGAGACGACACUUCUUAUCUCCCUUUGUUCUGCCAGCAUUACAACUUGUCAACUGGUGACUUCCUGCACAGGAUUGUUCAUUCAAGAGUGCUCGAUUGUCGACAAACAUGUUGAGUCGGCAAAGUCUUCGGCAUCAGUGCUUCGAAACGCCGAAGUCUACCGCGAGAUAUCCUCUCCAGCCUUCCGGUUCACUGGACUAGUUGCAUUCCAGAAGCGAGUAAGGGGUCUUCUGCGCCGCAUGCAGUUCCCAACGACGGGCAUCGUAAACGCCUGGGAAACCGCAUUCGAUCGUUGGCUUCAUCUUGCAAAGGAUGUCUCAACAUCAACUGUCGAGAUCGUGGAUGGAAGAGCGCUGGCCGAGUGGCGAAACUAUUCCGGAUUCUUGGCAUCCUUGGGUGGCAUUUGCACCGCUGACCAGGCUAUUAUUCUCGAAGAGCCUGCUCUUGGAGGUCUAAGAUGGAUCGACCGUGUCUCUUCUGAGCACUCCGAGGAACCACUUCUAACAAGAUACCUGAGACUCAGUAUCCAGCUUUUAGCUUGUGCCAAUGUGAGAGUACGCGAAGCAAUGCGAGAUGUGCUUGCCAGUGAAGUCUCGCCUGCGCUUUACUAUCCGCUAUUUCGAGCCUUAGAAUCUGAAUUAGAAGUAUUAUUCACUGGAGCUCUGGCCCCCGUUGAGAAAGAUCAGGAUAGUGAAGUGGUAUUCGCUGAGCAAGCCGCAUCUCUACUUCGGGCUCUUGUGGAAAGACUAGAAAGCCCCUCUGACCUUGGCGCGGCCUCCUCAGUUCAUCUGGGUGCGCUCACGCUUAACUUUGCGAAGUUCCUGGAUGGCGUCACCGAUACACCCAAUACGCUAAGGGUCAAGAUCCGGGUAUGCCACCUGUGCGAAGUGGUGACGAAGCGAAAAGAGCACCUGAACUUGCGGGACGAUGUUCGCAUUCGGAACCAACUACUUGAAUACAUUUUCGGCUGGAUUGCUCGACCUCGCUCGCCUCAGCACGGCCCUGGCUCCCGACAAGACGACACGGCUCGUGUGCAGAAAGACCUUGACAAGGCUUGUUUAAAAUCACUGGCUGAUUUGACUUUUCGUUUGCCAUUGCAACCCUCCGAAAGCCAUACUGAUGCUGGGAUGAGCGAGAUGAAGUCGCAAAUGUUUCAUACAUAUUUCAACCGCUUUCUGUCCUUGCUUAAUCAUGAGCCAUCAGAGCUGACUAGGACUGAUACGAAUUUGAGCGUCACUCUUCGUGAAGAGUCUGCAUCAAACUCAGAUUUGGCCAUCACCAUCUUGUCCAAUUUACUUAGUGCUAAUAUCGAUGUUGGCCUCAAACACUCUCUUAAUAUUGGAUAUCAUGACAAUGUUGAGAUCCGCACUGCCUUCGUCAAGGUCCUCUACAACAUUCUGAUCCAAGGCACUGAGUUUAGCAACCUGACGGACUCGGCUGUGAGUGAGAAGUAUGAGGAACUACUUGAGUUACUGACCAGUGAUCUCUCCCUGGCCAUCUCGAUGGCCGUUGCUUGCCCCAGCACCGAGGUGGAUGAGCUCACUAUCUGUCUUCUCACUGUUUUCGAGCAACGAGGAAUGAUCUUUGAGCUUUUGGAGGCACUCAUCAAACAAGAGAUUGAAGAUACCGAGAAUGAGGCUGAGAUAUUACGACGAGGAUGUGUUGCAACCAAGAUGCUAUCAGUCUAUGCCAAGUGGAAGGGUGCUUCGUAUAUUCGAACGACGCUACAAAAGGUCUUGGAGCGGCUUAUGCUGACAUCUAAGGAUCUCGAUCUCGAGCUUGACCCUGCAAGAGUCAGCUCGACAGAGGAGCUGCAGAAAAAUGCUUUACAGCUGCGUAUUGUGGCCAAGGUUUUCAUUGACGACAUAUGCGCGUCUUCUUCCAACAUUCCACCCGCUUUCCGCAAGAUUUGCUACACCAUAUCAAACGCAGUCAUGCCACGGUUCCCCGAUGCCAAGUACACAGCUGUGGGAGCCUUCAUCUUCCUACGAUUCUUUUGCCCAGCUAUCGUUGCUCCUGAAGUCGAGGGCCUCGUGUCGACAGCACCAUCUAAAGAAAUGCGGCGCGGUUUACUUCUUAUUGCCAAGGUCAUUCAGAACCUCGCCAAUAACGUGUUGUUUGGAGCAAAAGAGCCAUACAUGUUUCCCCUUAACGACUUCUUGACACAGAAUAUUUAUCAUGUUACGACGUUUCUUCGCGAGAUUUCGGUUCCUCCCAAUCAGUUGGAGGUGCAAGGCACGACGGAAUCGUUCGACUUUGGAUCUUGUGUUGCGCUGCAUCGUUUCCUCUACGAUCAUUGGGACCAUGUACGCCAAACACUUAUCUCACGCGAGAGAAAGGAUUACGGUAAGACAUCUGGGGAUGUUGUCCGUGGGAGAUCACCAGUCCUGGAACCGCUGAGAAACCUGAUUGCGAAUCUUGGUCCACCACCACUUGCUGUUUCGUGGAACAGACCCCAAGUCUCAUCCAACAGCCCACCGCUGUACUCUCGAUUUCAAAACUUCAUGCUCCGAAAUGCCUUUCGAAGUACGGAAUCAUUCUUGACGGCACGUGCUGUUUACGAUGGUGGUGAAAGCAAGGACGGCUUGUCUAUAAUCUGCGUCAUUUUGCGUCACAUUGAGACGGAGAGCAUCGACUAUGACACAUUAAUGUAUUGCUACCUCAAAAUUGCCAGCAGGUUGUGGCACAGACCCUUUGGCAUCUUGAUCGAUGCGACCUGCUAUAAUGGCCGCAACGAGCCUCAGGAUGACCUGUUCAAGAAGUUGGAGCUCCUAACACCCUCGGAGCUGUCACAAAACCUUAGCCGUAUUUAUGUUUAUAACAUGAACAGUGCAUUCAAGCGGUGCUUUCGACGCCUACUGAGGGUAUGCACCAAGAACGAGAACGGCGUAUUUAACCCUAAAAACGUCGAAUAUCAUUUGAUAGGAAGUCUUCAGGACUUACAAGCGCAUUUUCACCUUAGCCAGCUACAUCUACCCAAGGAAACAAUCAGUGUCGUGACCGAUACACGAUAUGUCUUUCAACCGAUCACCCGCUUGUCAAAGUCAAAGGGUAAGAUUGAAGUAAUUAUCAAAGUUGGCAGUCAGUUUGUGCAAGUAACAACCACGAAAAAGCAAGAGAUUUUCGCGGGAUUUCGAUUGGGCACGACCGUGAACGACAUCUUCCGGUUGGGCGAAGUUGACGAAGCACCAACAUCCAUACAGACUGAAGAUGAUUCGGCUUUUGGCUUACGAGCUGACAACGGGAAGAUCGUGAUGUACUUUACGAGCCCAAAGAAGUCAGAUGUGCUUCAGACGAUCCGGGGUGCCAAGGCGAAACAUGGCAAGGAUAGCAGGGCUCAUAAAUCUGUUGAGCGCCUCAUCAGGCCACAAGAUGUGCCAGGCACGCUCCUGAAUCUUUCGUUGGCGAAUUUGUCGAGCCAUGAUCAUAUUCUAAGGCUGUCUUCCUACAAUCUUCUUGGGGCACUUUGCCGGGCCUUCAAAUUCAGCUCUGCUUCAAGGAUCGUCUGCACCAAAGAUGUUUCUGUUCCUUUAGAUCCAACCCGUUUCGUAGUGGACAUCAGUAAGGAGUUGGCAUUGAGCGAGCCUCAGUUGACGUCAGACUUUUUGACAGAAUUCUUCGUGGGCUGGGAAAGCUUCCCGGAUGAACAGAAGCCUCUAAGUCUUGCCUAUAUGGCUCCUUGGCUUCCUGGCCUACGGACCAACAUCCUCACGAAUGAGCUGGAUGGGGAGAAAGGAAGAGAAAGAGUCGCAAUUCUAUUUCGAAAGCUUAUUGAUGUGACUGUACAGGAUCAUUCACUCACCUUUGCCUUGGAACAAUCUGUAUGGCCAAGGAUCGUUCAAGACGAAAUCUUGCUCGAGGUUUUCCUAGAUGAGCUCCUGAAGUCAGCAAUGAGCUAUAGCGCGCAUGACGAAUCUUUAGAGGUCAUUGCGUCUAUUGUGGUUGGUAUUGGAACUGUGACUUUACGCGGUAAGAUCCUUUCAAGGCUCCGUAAAGCUCUUAACCGAUCAUCGCUCCGUCCGACGAAAUACCUGCCAGACAACGCAGUCUGGUCUGAGAUCUGUAUUUUGCUUCGGUUCUGCCUCGCACUAUCUUUCGACAACGGGGUGCAAUCUCAGCUUUUCCUGCCGGAGAUCUUCCAUAUCGUGACCAUGUUGGCCAACACUGGUACUCAAGAGGUUCGAUUACUUGUUUACCGGUUGCUUGUCAACACGGUUCACGCCGUAUGUACAUCGUUCAGCCUGGAUGAUGCCAGAUCUAGCAAACUGCGAGCCAGUCUAGAUUUUCUAUGCGAUCCUCGUAGCGACAUUUUCACGGCGCCGCCAACCUUUCCUCGCGAUGGUGCCUCGGUAUCGACUUCACAGGACGCAGGUCCCGCGUUGACGGCGACCGAAAACCUCGCAUCUGCUCUCUUUGAAAUUUGCUCCGUCGCUGCACCAACAGUUGACCUUGCUAAUACAUGGCGAUCGAGGUGGAUGAGCCUAGUUGCAAGCACGGCCUUCCAAAAUAAUCCUGCUAUUCAACCCCGUGCAUUUGCAGUUAUGGGUUGCUUGGCUCGGGAAGAGGUCGAUGAUGAUUUGCUCUACCAAGUACUCGUUGCUCUGAGGAACAGCGUCAAUCGGUUUGGCGAGGACCAUAACAGUGAAAUGCUUGUCUCUAUCGUCACUUCGUUAUCGAAAAUGAUGGCAAAACUCCCAUCAGCAUCGCGCUAUGGUCUGCAGCUUUUCUGGCUAGCCAUGUCACUCGUGCGGUUAGUACCUGCGACUCUAUUCAACUCCACUGCACAAUUUCUUGAGGCGGUGCUAGCGAACAUAAGCACUAGCGAAGAGUUCCGAGGAGACAGCAUGGCCUCAUUACUUCUUCAAGGACGAGCUCCGUUGGACGAGGCUGCGUUGCCCCUGGAAGAGAUAUAUGGUAUACACUUCGAGGAAGAAACCUUCCACCUCGCGGUCUGUGCAUGUCUGGCACGUGGACUCACUGACACCAUGACACGACAAAUCACCAUGCGUGUCUUAUCUUCUUUCCUAGAGAUGAUGACCGCGAAUGUGGAGGGUCGGGAAAAGGCUGAGAUGACCCAGACCUCACCAUAUCUGUCUCUCCUGACUGCCCGCGCGGUUGAGAAUGACGAAUUCAAAGACAGUCUGUGGUCUGCUGGUAUUAACGCUGAUGAACUUGGUUUUGCUAAUGGGAUGCGCAAAUCGCCGGAUCUCGAAGGGAUGCCGGAUAAUGUGGUCUUGUUGAUCACCGCAAUCGAGCUUGUUGACUUCCAGUAUGUGGAAGACUCUGUGCAAAGGCGCAGUCUGGAUUGGCUUAACAAGCUUGCCAAUGAACGCCCUAUCGUGGUAGAGCAAUUAGCUGGAGCCAUUCGCUCUUUAUUAGAUGAUACUUUACUACACAGCCAAAAUUCAGCGACGUUAAGAGCUGCACACACUCUUUUGCGGGCGUUGUCAUCGACACAACAAUUUUCAAGAGCCCCUGGCUCGAUGUCCACAUUGACCGAGGUUUUGGACUCAAUGGGUUUUGCUGGGUUAUGGCGAUCAUGUUCAUUUGGAUCAAUGGAAGAUGUAAACCGUGGCUACCUUGAGCUGACUGAGCGAUUAAUAGAGUUAAUAAUUAUUUAAAUAAUUAAAUAUUUUUAAAA
Molecule: messenger RNA, 10853 nt
Organism: Fusarium oxysporum Fo47
Lineage: Eukaryota; Fungi; Ascomycota; Sordariomycetes; Hypocreales; Nectriaceae
Exons: 14
Coding region: 232-10833 (3533 amino acids)
Biological process (GO): nuclear-transcribed mRNA catabolic process; regulation of GTPase activity
Cellular component (GO): nucleus
Molecular function (GO): RNA binding; 5'-3' RNA exonuclease activity; zinc ion binding
Source: RefSeq, a predicted model, not a curated record